Molecule: messenger RNA, 1225 nt
Organism: Mauremys reevesii (Reeves's turtle)
Lineage: Eukaryota; Metazoa; Chordata; Testudines; Geoemydidae
Exons: 2
Coding region: 110-1225 (371 amino acids)
Molecular function (GO): nucleic acid binding; zinc ion binding
Source: RefSeq, a predicted model, not a curated record
GCUAGGUUCGCAACAACGGCAGCUCAUUCAAGACCUGGUUACCCAGCACCAGGACUUCCAGCGGCAAUGUGUCCAGCAGCUCGCAGCGGUGCUGACUCGGCUGACGAAGAUGGGGCCCGGCGACGACCCUGAAGCCUUUCUCGUCACAUUCGAGCGGGUGGCCGUCGUCGCGGGCUGGGCCCAGGACCAAUGGGCCACCAUCCUGGCCCCAUACUUAACGGGGACUGCUCAGACGGUCUAUCGAGGCUUGUCUGUGGAGGCAGCCCAGGACUACAGCCAGGUGAAAGCCGCUAUCCUAGACGCCCUGGAUGUGAGUCCAGAGACCUACCGACAGCGGUUUAGAAGCCUGGCGUAUCCUCCAGGGGCCCGACCUCGGAUAGUGGCCCAGGAGCUUCGAGUGGUAGUAUUGGAGCAGUUCGCCCAUGUACUCCCGCCGCGAGGAAGAGCCUGGGUCCUCCGCCAUAGGCCGGCGACAGUGGCCGCGGCCGUUACGUUAAUGGAGGACUUCCUCGCGGGUGAAACCCCGCUGGGCUCGGCUGGCCGGACAGCCCCGCCCCGGACGGAGCGCCCCAACCCAGAAAAGAAGGGGGCGCCCACCCUCACAGACGUACAAGUUUCCUCCCAUGGAGCGGAGGCCCGGACCCGUACCGCCACGUCCUCUGGGAGACCCGCUCGGACCCCGGUUCCUGUGGCGAGAGGGGACUACCGGAACCUGCCUGGAGGUAACCCCGGGACCCGGUCACGGACGGGACGAGCAGACCUGGGGCCCUGUUUCUCCUGUGGAGAGUAUGGCCAUUUACAGCGGGACUGCCCAGGACUGGAGUGUACCUUUGGCCAGGUUUACUCAGGGGAAGGCCGUGCCCGGCGUUGGCAAGCGGCCAAGAUCACCGUGCCCGUGGUCGUUGAGGGGCGCCCGACGGUGGCCCUCCUCGAUUCAGGCUGCAGCCAGACACUGGUCUGCCAAACCAUGGGCCCGCAGGCUAACAACCACCUGGGGAAGAUUCAGCUGCAGUGUAUCCACGGGGAUAUACGGCCCUACCCAAGUACCAGGGCCCAACUGACUAUUGAUGGGGUCACCCAGCUGAUGACAGUGGGACUUGCUCCACGGCUGGCGUACCCGGUGAUCCUGGGUCGGGACUGGCCCGAGUUCCCCGCCGUACUAUGCCGCCACGCCGAGGGCAGCCCGCAGGUCACGCCAGCCUUGGAAGGAGACCUCAGAGACUGA